Eimeria mitis is the source of this 1710-nucleotide messenger RNA. RefSeq lists its product as uncharacterized. The record is from RefSeq and is a predicted model, not a curated record. The coding region runs from base 1 to 1710 and encodes 569 amino acids. Lineage: Eukaryota; Apicomplexa; Conoidasida; Eucoccidiorida; Eimeriidae. The transcript has 3 exons.
AUGCAAAUAUCCUCAUGGAGUUUGGGAGUGCACUUCCCUGUGGGCCAGCAAGAUGGCGUUGGGCGGUGGACCGGUUCCCGCCCCACAAACAUCGGCAAGGCUGGACGCGUCACCCUACAUUCUGCUCAUCUGAGUAGAAACCAAAAAGCAGCUUUAAUUAGAACUGCAGUUUCAGCGCUUUUGGCCCUCGUUCUUGUAGCCUAUUUCUGUCGGUCUCCAGAAGGGCUGUGGAGGUCGAAAGCCGCAGACAUUCGCCGGCUGGCUAGCAGUGAUGAAGACGAAGUGUGCGACGGUUUGCUUGAGCUAAUAGAAUCGGCUAGUGGAGGAGAGAGUGGGGCAUCUUCGAGCCCCAAGGAACUUUCCCAGAGCGCCAGCGUUGCCGAGGGAGCAGGCUCUAGAAAGAGGGCACAUAGCACGGAUAGCCAAGAUGAGGAGGUGGAGAAAGCAAAGAGGCCUUUAGUUGAGGGGGACCUGCUGAGUAUGACCGCAAAUAUGCAGGACAAGGUUGAUUCCCGACAAAAUUCUCCUCCCGAGGUGUCUCCUGCCCAACAGCAGGCUGUCUCCAGUCGGGAUCUGGGGUUCAGUGCAGGCUUUAAAGGAAGUGAUGAAGCUAACACAUCAUCAGCCAACGAAGAAUUCUUAACCUCCUGGGAGGGUGAGGACAUGGGUGGCAGCAGUUUGCUCGAAGAAUUUUUUGCAGACGACGAUCCGUUUGAGCAGUCGUUUCUCGAUUUCGUCUUUGAUCCAGACUUAACUUCAUCGUCAGGAGACGACGUAGACAAGUUGGAAGAUGCGCAGGGGACCCCUGGUGAUACGAGAGAUAACGCGGCACAACAGGUAACUAGCAGUAGCAGUCCAACCUCCAAAGGUCAGAGUUCGGCUGCUCCCGGCAGUGGAGCCGAUGACGUUCAGCCGGCGGUUUUGGAGAGCCAAGGUCUUCAGGGACACCAGAAGCCGUCCGGAGUGUCUACAGAGCUAUCAACCAGUUCGGCUUCAACGAAAGGAAGCCAAGGUUUCGUGUUAGUUCAGAAUAUUCCAGUUUUCAAACGGACUCAUUCGGAGGCCCCACUAUUUGUUUACUCUUCGCAGCCUCACGACGCUGUGCACGAUCAGCAGACUUCCACAGAUCUAUCGCCUCCGUCAACGAGUCAGUUGGAGGCGCCGGGGCCCUCGCAGUGUCAGGCCAUCGUGUAUACCCCUCGAACCAACACCCCGAAAACACUGGCGUCCAUUAGGCAAUUGCUGGUCAAAGAACAGCUCACGGCUGACGAACUUCAGUCAUUGAUAGAUUUGGCCGCGAAGGUGGUUAAAAAUGUAUACAAUAUGGGCAAGUUUAGGAAGGGGCUUGUCCCUCUAAGGGAAGUGCGAGAGCACGUCAUGCGUCGAUUUAUCAUAGCGGAUGCACUAUGGGGCAUUUGUGAAGUGGUUGGUCCGUCAAUGCGGAAGGAAGAGUGGUGGAAGCAAGUUAUGGAAAAGCUCUUGCUAUUCCCUAGUGCGAGUGUAACCUCUGGACAUAUGCAAACAGGCCGUUUUCAAGUCGUUCGCCGGUUUGUCGCUGCGCUGCAAAUGUAUCGGGAGGGACGUCGUCCUGCGCCACGAGAGGUAAUUGAGCUGAAGCGAGAGGUAUUUUGCUCUCCGGAAGCCCCGCCUCCGUUCCGCUCACGUGAAUAUGACAUAUUUAGAGACGACGAUACUCAAGAAGAAGUCUAA